AUGGUCAGAGCAGCACAGUGCCUGGAAGUGGCGCUGUCGGAGCCUGGCCCGGGGGUCCCCCAGUCCUUGAUUGUGGGGGACGUGGACGGGACCCCCUGGGAGCGCUGGGGCAGCGAGCGGGGCCGGAUGGAGCCGCAGAGACUGCUGUCAGCUGCCCCGAAACAGAGCUGGUUUGGGGUUUCCCCACCAGUGCUGGUAUUUCAGAACUUCGUCGCUGGGGAGGUCUCUGAAAUGGUGCUGUCUCUCAUGAACAAGGACAAGAUGCCUCGGCUGGUGAAGGUGUGCAUGGAGAGCUGCCCUUAUUUCCAGCUGGCGUGCCCCAGGGAUGUGUACCAUAUGGUGCCAGCAGGCGCCUCUGCCCCUGUGCGCAUCCGCUUCAGCCCCGACGAGAACAAGGAUUAUUGCCACGAGCUGGUCUGCAUCACUGCCAGGGAAAGGACAGUUGUGCCAAUUCGGGCCAUUGGUGCCCGAGCUGUGCUGGACUUCCCUGCCCAGCUGGACUUCUCCAAGUGUCCAGUCAAGGUCAGCACCCGGCAGACUCUGCUGGUGCGCAAUGUCGGUGCCCGGGCAGCUCGGUACCAGCUGAGCACCCAGAGUCCUUUCUCCGUGGUGCCGGCCACAGGAGCUCUGGGCGCUGGUGACACCGUGCAGGUGACAGUGGCAUUUCACCCGCUGGCCAGCGGUGCCCAUUGCGGCUCCCUGGCCGUGUGCUGCAGCUCAGGUGAAGAAAGAAUCCACACAAAGCUCCACGGAGAAGCUGUAGAUGUCAACAUUGGGUUGAGCACAGAUUCCGUGGAGGUUGACAAGACUUUCAUCACCAUGUCAAGCCACAGAACCCUGUUCAUUGAAAACAGGAGUAACAUCACAGCCCACUUCCAGUGGAAGGCUUUUCCUAGUGAGGAAGAAGAGAAUGAAGAGAAGAGGAGCAUGGUCCAGGAGAAGAUGGCAAAGGUGCGAGAAGACCCCAUGCUGUUCUCCCAUGACAUUUUUGUCAUUGAGCCAAUGGUGAAACUGAUGAACCAAGGAGCUCUUGAUGCUCCCUUCACCCGUAUCCCUUCAGGCAGCAACGUGGGCUUGUGCUUCAAGUUUGCACCCGAGGAGGGCAUCAUUGCAGCAGGUGGGAGCCAGAGUGUCCAGAUCUCCUUCAGUGCCACCGUGCUGGGGAGCUUUGAGGAAGAGUUCCAGUUCAGUGUGGCUGGAUCUCCUAGGCCUGCCAUCCUGACCAUCAAGGGCAGCGUCACUGCACCGAGUGUACACUUCGACCUCCCUGAGCUCGACUUCGGGGACAUCUCCUUUGGCUUUCCCUACACGCGGCGCUGCCGCCUCACCAACAGCUCCCCGGUGCCCCUGACGUUCCAGCUCCGCAUGUCGGACGAUGGCACGCAGCCGGCUGUGGACAGCGUGGAUCAGAUCCGCAGGGACACUGACCCGGCCUGGAGGAAGGGAAUCCAUUUCUAUGUGGAGCCCAGGGAGUUCACCAUGAAUCCCAGCCAAGGCACCAUCCUGCCCCAGGGACACCAGGAUAUCGAGGUGACCCUGUGCUCCAACACGGUGAUGGAGUUCUACAGGAGAAUGCUGGUGGACCUGGAGGGUAUUGGCAAGGGAGUGGCAACCCUGAUCCUCACAGCCAGAUGUCUCGUUCCUGAGCUCCAAGUGUCCCCCCAAGUGCUGCUGUACGAUGAGUGCCACCUGAAGGUGCCAUAUGAGAGGAAGCUCAUCAUUAGGAAUCCCAGCCACCUUCCUGGCUGCUACGGGCUCAUUCCCCAGCCCCAGAGCACAGCAGAGAUCCCAGUUGUGGUGGAAGUGCAGGCCCUGGGCACUCAUCGCACCAACGUUGUCAUCGGCGUGUUCGGGGAUGAGAGAAACCCACUGGCUUUCAGUAUCCUGCCAGUGUCAGGUGUGCUGCAGCCAGGAGAGAGCCAGCAGGUCUCCUCCACCUUCUCUGGCCACCUCAGCAGCACCUGCAAUGUCCCGGAGCUGUGCCACGUGGAGGGAGGCCCCAGCUACGAGGUGCUGGUGCCCGGGGAGGCCUCACGUGUCAGCUCCUCCCUGAGCCCCCGGGAGAUCAACUGUGGCUCUCAGGCCCCUCUCAGGGAGAGUCAUUUUGCCACCAACAUCGGCUCCUGCUUCAAGCAGCAGCUCACCCCCCGUGCGUGCUACAACAGCACCGUCCACACCGCCUGUGUCAAACCCUCCAUCUCCUCCUCCUAG
This is a messenger RNA of Agelaius phoeniceus (red-winged blackbird), 2211 nucleotides long. Lineage: Eukaryota; Metazoa; Chordata; Aves; Passeriformes; Icteridae. The record is from RefSeq and is a predicted model, not a curated record.